ACACUCUCCCUCUCUUUUUGGUCUUUUGGGUCCGUCCCCUGCCUUGACCCACAAGCAGACUUUUUGAUUCUCCAAGAAGAAGAAGAAGAAUGGACCAAAUCACGAGGACAUAGAGAAGAACAUCGGCAACAAUGGAGCCACCUCGGAGUUGCACCAACUCGAAUGAGCCUUGUGACAUAUGUGGUGAUGUUGGAUUUGAAGAAUUGAUUGCUACUUGCAGUAAAUGCAGUAUAGCUCGUGAACAUGUUUAUUGCAUGUGGGUUAAUCUCAGAUGGAUCCCAGAAGACUGGAUUUGUGAAUCAUGUUUGUCAAACAACAUAGUUUCACCAGAAGCUGGUAGGAAGAAAGACAUUGUAAGAACCAUGCCGUUGGAUCCCCCUGAUGUCGUCUGCAAUGAAAGUAUGCAUACAUCAGGUCCCAGUUCACGGGGGCAGGCUUAUCCUAGAAGGCAAAAGCCCGUAGAAACGGGCAAAGUGAAGUUCAUUCCUACUGAGGAAGUCAUUAGGCUAUCAUCGGGAGCCACUGAAAAACGAAAUCUUUUAAGGUUGAAAUUAUAUCAUAGUGUUCGACCUUCAGGACUUGUGAAGUUUCCUAGGCAUGGUGGUGUGCGUUCAAUGCCUAAUCAACAGACAUCUCAAGCAUUAAAAAAAUUAGAAGAACCAAAGGCUCCAGUUGCUUUCACAAAGGAAUAUGGUCACAAGGAACAACUGGCAGCUACCUCUCCAUCUGCUAAAGUAGUUAAAACUUUUGAAACGAAUGUGGAGAAGGCUAUAAAUAAAGCAUCAUGUGCAUCUUCACUAGCAAAAAAAUGUUCGACUGUUGUCAGUACAGGGAAAGGGGCUCUUAUAGCUGCUACAGAGGAGCUUGUUAUGGAGAAACCAUUGACGGGAGCCCUUAUUCCUGCCAAAGAAGUUGAAACAUCUAAUAUGAAGACAGAGAAUACUAUAAAUAAAGCAUCACGUACACCUUCACCAACAAGACAUUCUUCACCUAUUGUCAAUUCAGAAAAAAUGGCUCUUGUGGAUUUGGAGGAGGAUAUUUCUGGAAAACUACCAAUGGAUCCCCCAAUUGCUAAAGAACAUGAAAAUUCUACAAUGAAGAUAGAGAACAAUGCAAACAGAGGAUCAUGCACAUUUUCACCACUGAUGCAUACUUCUCCAAUUGUCACUUCAGGUGGUAACUUUGAAGCUGUAGCUGAAUAUAAGAACUCUGAUGUUGAAGAAAGAGAUUUGCUGAAUAUUCUACCCAAAUUCAAGCUAUGUUCUGAUAGUCUCCCGUCUCUACAUGUUACUUGGAAGGGAGGCUUUCUUUUAACUGCUACACGUGUUAAAUUUUAUGGUGGAUUCCAGGCUCAACCUCCAUUUACUGUCAGUCGUAAAGCCUUGGAGUUUUCAAAAGGAAUGCCUCAAGUCCUUCAGGUUCAGCUGCUUCCUCGGUGCCAAAUGUGGGCAGACCUCUUCCAGAACGAUUGUCCUGAUCUUAAUGAUAUUGCUCUAUAUUUUUUCCCUGCAGAUAAUAUUGAGAGAUCCAAAGGGAACAUUGCCUGCCUGAUUGAGCUGAUGGAGGUCGAAAGUUCAAUGAUGAGAAGCUGCAUUGAUGGUGUGGAGUUGCUGAUAUUUACAUCAAAGCAGCUGCAUAUGGACUCACAGGCAGAAUGCUUCUUGUGGGGAGUCUUUCGCGUAGUUGAAAACAAUCAGACUCUUGACAAGGUAGGUGAGGAAGAUACUCCAUUCAUUUCUCCUUUGGAAUGUGUAAGCAAUGACCACACGAGCGUGGAGAACAGUGAAGAAGUUGAUAUGGAAAUUGAUAUGGUAGGUGGGAAGGACAUGGGGAGAGUUGAUAUUGUUGUUUCAAAAGAUGCAUCUAGGAGAGAUGUCUCUGCUUUGUGUUCUGGGGAUAUUGACAAAACUAGAGGUGACUUUGCUUUGGAGCUCCCCUUACAAAGCUCAAAUGGGAAGCAUUUCACUGUGGACCAACUUGGCUUUCCUCCAGGCUUUGAGAAGAUUGCAAGAACAGAUUUGAAAGAUACUUCAUGACAGACCAUAGUGACAAAGGAAAAACCUCUUCUGGUUAGUGGGAGAACUUAUAAUUUUUUGGGUAUAGGAAAUAUAGGUCUUAAGGUUGUCUCUCAAGAUUAAUUUGUGAAAAUAGUAAAUAUAGGAAAUAUAGGUCUUGAGCCCAAACCCUAACUCUUUGAAUAGUUCAGUUGGUCCAGCAAUGUAAAGAUCAAGUUAGAAUUGGAGACACAAGCGUUAAAUUGCCCUACAGAUUGCUUUCUUGCAUCAUACGGUACAGUGUAUUUGUACAGUUUCUUUCAUCAUGGACAAAUUAGGUUGUCCAUAAACUGAAAUUCGAUUUUGUAACAACUAUUGUCUGCUUGAUCAGAUAUAGUAAGAUGUUCACCGGCAACCUCCUUUGUUGCUUUGCUUCCAAGGUGUCUCUUCUUAUGUUAAACUUGGUAGGAGAAAAUAUUGUUGAAGCUUUUGUUUUUAGGCUUGUUUAUCAUAUU
Messenger RNA from Corylus avellana, 2509 nucleotides. Its product is annotated as zinc ion-binding protein. Gene Ontology annotation, molecular function: histone reader activity. The record is from RefSeq and is a predicted model, not a curated record. Lineage: Eukaryota; Viridiplantae; Streptophyta; Magnoliopsida; Fagales; Betulaceae. Gene Ontology annotation, biological process: negative regulation of transcription elongation by RNA polymerase II.